Angiostrongylus costaricensis is the source of this 3522-nucleotide messenger RNA. The record is from the annotation of a GenBank genome assembly. Lineage: Eukaryota; Metazoa; Nematoda; Chromadorea; Rhabditida; Metastrongylidae.
AUGGAAGUUCUCGGCCAAGUAUCAUUUAAAGUUAUUCCAGAUUGCAAAAUGGGCACAUUGCACACAUUGGAGAUUGAGAACUUUAAGUCAUACCGUGGAAAGCAUAUAGUCGGGCCGUUCAAGAAUUUUACAGCGAUCAUUGGUCCCAAUGGCUCUGGUAAAUCAAAUCUGAUGGACGCCAUCUGUUUCGCGCUAGGAGAAAAAGAAGCGAAACUACGCGUUAAAAAAUUAGGAGAUCUCAUCCAUGGAGCGCCCCUAGGGAAACAGGUGUCGGAAAGUUGUUCUGUAACAUUAAAUUACAAAGACGCUGAUGGGCGUCAGAGAAGAUUCUCUCGCUCAGCAACUUAUGCCAUUUCCGAGUACCGUGUGGAUGGACAGAUUGUUUCUGUGCAACAAUACAAUCGUGAGAUAGAGAGCGUUCAAAUUUUCAUCAGGGCGAAAAAUUUCCUUGUUUAUCAGGUAAGAGAUUUGUACGCGCCUGUGUUUUCUUCUGAUCAUUCCUUCGCUAGCUACCUUAUUUCUCGUAGCGGUCAAAUAGAGGCCAUUGCUAUGAAAAGCCCUAAGCAACGUGCCGCUCUGAUCGAAGAAAUCUCGAGGUCCGGUGAGCUUCGAGAAGAAUAUGAUCGGCUGAAAGCAAAAUUGCAAGAAGCGGAAGACGACUUCCUAGAAAAGAUGAAGAAGCGACGAACUAUUGCCAAGGAGAAGAAAGAAGCCAAAUUGGAAGCAUGCUCUUUUCAGGCUGCCAAGCAGCGACUCCUUUUCCUACUUGAGUUGUUCCAUUGCGAACACCGUGGUGAACAAGCCGAGGAGGAACUGGUUCGAAGGAGAAACGAGGUAUCUGGACUGGAAACUCGAAAGAAUGAUACUGAGGAGUUAGUAUAUGAGAAGCAGGAACUGGUAAAGAGAGUGCAGCGAGAUCGUUUUAGAUUGGCGAAGGAGAUUGCUGAAAAGGAAAGGGAAAUUUCGCGUCAGCGUCCCCUAUAUGUUCAAGUGAAGCAGGAAGCAGUCCAUGUGAAAACCAAGCUCGAAACUGGUAACAAAGCGUUGAACGCUGCACAGAAACUCGCUGAGAACACUGAGCAACUGGUGGAGAUGCUUGAGAAGGCAGCAAGUGAUGCAUUGACAGUUUGUGGAACAUCCAUACCAAUUGGCCUAAUUUAUCUGCAAAUGAAUGUUCCAAAGAUAAAUGAGUACGUUUCACUGAAACGUGAAGCUGGAAAAAAGUCAGCGAUGUUCGACAUCCAGUUGGAUACCUUGAGACGAGAACAUGAAACUGAUCGAAGCUGCAAAGUGAAUGAAGAGCGUCGCAGGAUGGAGUGGCAAGAGAAGGUAAAAAACAAGAAUCAGGAAAUUGAGCGACUCAAAAAGCAGGUAAUGCUUUUUUGUUUGGCAAAUGAGCUAUUGCUUAGAAAAAUAGAAUAUCUUGCUGAACACGCUGAACAACAAACGGAGGUAUUCCUUGGUGAGAAAGCGAACCUAUUAGCAAUAGAAAAGCAAGUCAGAGAAAGCAAGGAGAAGCUCGAGAAGCUAUCCGUUGAGCUAAGUGAGGUUAACAAGCAACUUUCGGAUGCAUCAUGUGAUUCAGUAGAAUCUGAAAGAGCGCGACAACGCAACGAAGCCAUUCAGAACCUCAGACGAGUAUUCCCGGAUAAAGUUUGCUCAAUGUACGAAAAGGCUUUGUUCGAUCAGACAAAGAGACCUCUGCAACUUGCCUUUGGUAAUUCGCGUACAGAGGUUACCACUUGUAAAUAUUUGGUCGAGAAUUGCAGGAAUUUGAAACGAGAGCACAACAGAAAUGCUGGGUUGAAUUAUGCUUAUGUUGCCAUUUAUGGUCGGCUCGUUGAUCUCUGCCAACCAAUCCAUAAGCGGUUCACCUUGGCUGUUACAAAAGUGUUGCAAAAACACAUGAUGAGUAUUGUUUGUGACUCGGAGGACACCGCAAGGGAUGCUAUUAUGUACCUGAAGGUGAUGUUCUUCAAAAUCAUUAUCAUUGUUGCACAGGAGCAACGCUAUCCUUCCGAAACUUUUCUUCCCUACAAAGGCCUUGUCGUUUCUCCUGUUAGCGAGAAGCUACGAGAAUUGACAUAUACGAAACGGGUGAAACUCGUGUAUGACGUUAUUCGAUGUAGCCACCCAGCUGCAAGGAAGGCUUUGCUAUUUGCGAGUGGUAAUGCUGUUAUAUGUGAAACCGCCGAAGAUGCACGAACUCUUGCGUAUGGAACUACCGGAGGCGAUAGGUACAACGCUGUAACUCUGGAUGGUACGAUGUUUCAAGAGAACGGUGUGAUAGGAGGUGGCGGCAGCGAACUGCAAAUUCGUGCGAAAAAAUGGGAGGAGAACGCUUUAAGAUUCCGUAGCCAUGGACUCAUUCACGUCGUUCUGUUAUUUUUCUGCUAUAUCUUUUUCAGGAAACUACAUGAACGCCGUGUACAGCUUUUGGAGGAAAGCAACACGUUACAUAGAACUCGGAAGAAUGAAAUGGACGUCGAGAUGCAGAGUUUUCUGAAUAACCACACUCUAACACGAUUUCAGCCAAAAAUAAAGGAAAUAGAAGAACGCAUGGUAAAACGACGGAGGGAGAUAGAAAAACUGGAAGAGAAGAGUCAUGCCAUUGCUGAUGACGUCUUUGCCAGUUUUUGCUGCAAAAUUGGGAUAAAAAAUAUUCGUGAAUAUGAGGAACGCGAAAUGAGAUUUCAUCAGGAAAGAAUUGGCCGAAUACGAGAAAUCGAGAACGAGCUUGACCGAAUUCGUGGCGAAGUUGGAUACCUGCGUUCCGAGGGCAGAAACAAGAAGGUGAAGCAAGAAGCAGACAAGCUGAAGAAACUGGAGACAGAAUUGGAUAUAUCGAUGAAGAAAGAAAUGGAGGAAGGUAAAAAGUUGAGUCGUUUGGAGAGAGAAAUGGAGGAGUUGAAUGUUGGAGCAAUACAGAAGAAGAUCGAACAAAAACAAUAUGAAUCCGAAAUUAGCGCUGUGAAGAAUAAAGUUCAGUUGGCACAGCGUGAUGUGACAAGUGCUGAAAAAGCAGUGUUGGCUUUAGAAAGCGUAGUUACUAGAAAACAAGCUGAAAAACAUGCCUUACUACGUGCAGCAAGGAUAAAUCAUAUCCAGAUCCCACUGGUAUCGGGAAGCUUGUCUGAUAUCGAUCCCGAAGAAGAAGACGAAGAUGGGGACGGAACUCGGUCUUCCAGCUCCACCAAUCCCUCUCAGGAACAAACUAAGCGAGAAUCGAAAAUAAAGGUCAACUACAGACACUUGCCAGAAGAUUUGAAAGAGGUUGGGUUUUGGUUUCUCUCUUUGCACAUCCUUUUCUUUUUCCAGAGGAUGAAUGAUGAGGAAGACUUUAAGAGACACGUAGAAAGAAUGAAUAAGGAAAUAAACGAAGCUCAGACGGCGUUAUCACGUCUAAGUGCACCUAACCUUAGAGCAACUCAGAGGUGCAGUUCUGUUUUUCGAGUUAUUUCUAAUGUUCUUGUUAACACUCUCACGAAGUGUGACCUCAAGAGUGACAACAUAGUUUUAUAG